UAUAUAUUUUAUUUUUUCCAUUUAUCUACAGCGAUUGCAUAUACGCAAUUGAGUUCCGUCGACUUGAUCGUCGACCUUUAACCAGAAUAAACAUUUAUUUUGCCGUUGCCAAAAAUGUACAUGACAACUGGCAAGACGUUUGCGAUGGUGAAAGGACCUUUACGUGAUUGUUUUUUUCAUAGUAAAAGAUGGCCAGCUAUUCGGCAAUUGCACUUGAGUGCCGCAAUGGAAAAUUAUGUGAAUGAAGCCUUAAUACCUCUUCCAAUCAAUGUGGACUCUGCGGAAACAACUCGAUUCUCCCCCCAGCGCUCGCGUGAUAUUUCGUCUACAGUGAUUAAUGCACAAGCACCAAUCUCAAGCAUUGAUAUCACUAUUGACAACAGUUUUCACGCAGUUUUAAGCGACUCAAGUGUUUGUCAAGAUCCCCAUCUACAGUCCUAUGAUUGCUUUGGGUUGAUCAGUCUUAAUUCCGCAAUGCAAAGCAAUGUACCAACACCGUUUGGGGGGCUCAACAAGUUUUCGCAUCUGAACAUGCCUGGCGGACAGUGGUCCCAGGAGUUUAAGUUUACAGCGCAAAACAUGCAGUGGUCUCACUACAGCAGUCUUCGCGACAGAUUGCGAGCGGAUUGGGCGACUUACGAUCAGAACGCUACUCUUAAAACUAAUGGCCAAGAGUUUUUUACGAAGGGUCGAAGAAAAUAUAGCACGCAAUCGCCUAUGCAAAACCCUACAACAAUAAAGGCAGCAAUAUCAAAGUCGCUUUCCACAAAAACAUCCACAGGUUCCAAACUAGGUAAAAGUGAGCAGCUAAAGAGGGCGUUUAAGGAAUAUGGAGCGCCUAUUGUGGCCUUUCAUGUAGGAAUUUCUCUGAUUUCUCUUGGCGGUUUCUAUAUGCUUGUAUCAAGACUAGCGUCCACAUUACAAUACUGGCUUUUGAAGUUCUAUAGAUCUUAAAAAGUUAAUUUUAGCUUUAGUUUCUUCCUACCCGUUACACGUAGAGCAAAUGAAUAUAUUAAAUUUAAUCGAACUAUCUAACGGACUAAAGGAAGCUUUACUACACGAGUCGAUCUAGUUAUCCUCGUCUGCACAUCCGUCUCUUAUUUUGUCUGUCAGUCAGUUAGUAUGUCCGCCGAAAUCGCUGUAAUAUAUGAACUAAAAAGCUCGGACUAGUUACUUUAUUUUUCCAACUCCUACAUACAGAAUUUUUUUUUUAAUUGACCACAUUUACAUAAUUAUUAUUUGUGUAUUAUAAAAUUGGGUGGUAAGUAUAUAUAU
This is a messenger RNA of Drosophila erecta, 1275 nucleotides long. RefSeq lists its product as uncharacterized. The transcript is spliced from 4 exons. NCBI's taxonomy places the organism in Eukaryota, Metazoa, Arthropoda, Insecta, Diptera, Drosophilidae. Bases 115 to 954 code for a protein of 279 amino acids. Gene Ontology annotation, cellular component: mitochondrion. The record is from RefSeq and is a predicted model, not a curated record.